Messenger RNA from Hippoglossus stenolepis (Pacific halibut), 7324 nucleotides. RefSeq names its product junctophilin 3b (gene jph3b). The record is from RefSeq and is a predicted model, not a curated record. NCBI's taxonomy places the organism in Eukaryota, Metazoa, Chordata, Actinopteri, Pleuronectiformes, Pleuronectidae. The transcript has 6 exons. Gene Ontology annotation, biological process: regulation of synaptic plasticity. Gene Ontology annotation, cellular component: junctional membrane complex; endoplasmic reticulum membrane; plasma membrane. The coding region runs from base 1469 to 3904 and encodes 811 amino acids.
AAUGAGCAGAUUUUCUGAGAGAGAGAGAGAGAGAGAGAGGGGGAGAGAGAGAGAGAGGGGGAGAUAGAUAGAGCCAUCCAGCCAUAGGAGGAGAAGAGCUUGUGAGGCAGCAGGCUGUGCGUCAGCCGGCGCUCCGUAGGGAAACAUGGAGACGAGCAGGAGAUGCUGAGGAGGACAGAACGACACCACAACAGGAUCUCAUACAUGGAUGUUAUUUCAUCAGGCAGGCAACCUGAAGGCAACCCACGCAGAGGAUAAACCACUUAUGGACGCAGUGGAUUAAAGACCUACAGACAGACUGAGAGAAGGGAGGGGGGCAAUAGAAGAAGGAGAAUUAAUCAAUCCACUUGUUUAUUUUCAUUGGGUGUGUGUGUGUGUGUGUGCGCAUUUGCUGUCAGAAAGUGUGCAUGUGUGUGUGCAUGCAUACAGUGUGUGUGUGUCUGUGUGUGUGUGCAGAAGGCAGGAGACUGCAUUGCUGCUCUCCAGCACCACAGGACCAACACAAAGCAGAUUACCUUAUGUUUUCCCCCAUUUUUCUGCCUCUCCCUCUUUCUAUGCAUGUGUGCGACCAGGCCAAGUGUGUGUCUGAGUGUGUGUGCGUGUGACACACAAUAAGAAGAGGAUGCUGGAGCCUGAAGUGAGACACACAUUCCGACUUUGAAUGAUUUUCUGCUUAGGAGCGAACCCAAAGAAGAAACAUUUUCUAAAGAGGGAGAGUUUCUCUUUUUCCUCACCACGCUAAAAUGUCACAGCUCCAGUCGGGCUCUCGCUGCUGAUCAGGGUGGCUCCUAUGCUGGAGGAAGCCUGGAGGUUUGAAGGGCUGCCCCCGGGGACACUUCUUGGCUCGACACCCCAGAGAGGUGGAGGCAUCGUCAGGUAGGAGGCGGCAGAGCGAGUGGGCCUGAGCCGGAGAGCAGGAGCAGAAGAGUAGGAGGGAGAGUUCGUUGCGUUUGUGUUGGUGGAGGCUGAUUUGAGGCCGGUGGAGCCGCCGGAUGGUUUCAUCUCCUGCUCAGAGAGGAUAAUGGCAGCUCCGGGCCCACUCUCCUGUCUCACCUGCGUCUGCCACAGAGGAGACGGGAGGUGCUAGCCAAAGAGACAAGGAGCCCAGCGAGAGGAUGGUGUGAACAGCAUCUCACUGCCUUUUCCCACCAAGCCGGGAAACCCCUGACACUCCUGUGAGGGGCCAAGUUUUGUUUUCCACCUUGUUUCUCCUUCUCCUUCUUCUUCCUGCCAGCUGGAAACAAAGGGUGGCGUCUCUCGAUUCGUGUGGGAGUUCGCUCCCUCUUCCUCCCAACUUCCUCCCUCUCCUCCUCCUCCUCCUCCUCCUCCUCCUCACCGAACUCUGAAUUCAGCUCCAUGGAUUGAUCGUAGCACCAACCUGUCCUUCUCUUUCCUCCCUCUGUUUUCUUUUUCUUUUCUUUUUCUUUUUGUCGAGGCUUCAGGGGAAUUGCCAAGACCUGUUUCAUGCAUGUCCACUGGCGGCAGGUUCAACUUUGACGAUGGGGGGUCAUACUGCGGCGGGUGGGAGGAGGGCAAGGCGCACGGCCACGGGAUCUGCACGGGACCCAAAGGCCAGGGCGAGUACUGUGGGUCCUGGGCCCACGGCUUUGAGCUGCUGGGCGUCUACACCUGGCCCAGCGGUAACACCUAUCAGGGCACCUGGGCUCAGGGCAAGAGACACGGAGUGGGUGUUGAGAAUAAAGGCCGCUGGGUGUACAAGGGCGAGUGGACGCACGGCUUUAAGGGACGCUAUGGCGUCCGGGAGAGCACGGGGACGAGCGGGAAGUACGAGGGGACGUGGAACAACGGCCUGCAAGACGGAUACGGAACAGAGACGUACUCGGACGGAGGAACUUUUCAGGGUCAGUGGGUUGGCGGGAUGCGACAUGGCUACGGAGUUCGUCAGAGUGUCCCAUAUGGGAUGGCGGCCGUCAUCCGCUCCCCUCUGCGAACCUCUAUAAACUCUCUCCGCUCCGGUUCGGAACACAGCAACGGCACGGCUCUGCUGGACCGGACCGGGGCGGUGGUUCCUGGGCCUCCUCCCGUCCCCGGCACGCUGACCACCAGCGUCUCCAUGUGCAGCACGGGCAGCAGCGGCAGCAGCCCCGCGGUGUCCCGGGGAGGCUUCGUGUUGAUGGCGCACAGCGAGGCCGAGCUGCUGAAGGGGAAGAGGAAAGGCGGGCUCUUCAGGAGGUCCAUCCUGUCCGGCCUCAAGCUGAGGAAGUCCGAGUCCAGGAGCUCGCUGGCCUCGCAGAGGUCGAAGCAGAGCUCGUUCAGGAGCGAGGCUGGGAUGAGCACCGUGUCCUCUGCUGCAUCCGACAUCAACUCCACCAUCAGUCUCGGAGAUGCAGACGCAGAGUUGGCGGUCGCCGACGACGACGUGGAUGCGACAGCGACAGAGACCUACAGCGGCGAGUGGAAGAAUGACAAGCGGACGGGAUUCGGAGUGAGCCGGCGCUCCGACGGGCUGCAGUACGAGGGGGAGUGGCUCAGCAACAAGCGCCACGGCUACGGCUGCACCACGUUUCCCGACGGGACGAAGGAGGAAGGGAAGUACAAGCAGAACAUCCUGGUCAGCGGGAAGAGGAAGAACCUGAUCCCCCUGCGGGCCAGUAAGAUCCGGGAGAAGGUGGACCGCGCCGUGGAGGGAGCGCAGAAGGCCGCCGACAUCUCCCGGCAGAAGUCUGAAAUCGCCCUGUCGAGGACGGCCCACGCGCAGGGAAAAGCAGAGGCAGCGGUGGGAGCGGCUCAGAAAGCCCAGGACGAGAGUCGCAUGGCCAGGGUCACCGCCAAGCAGUUCUCCCCUUCCUUCCAGCACCCAGGAAACGGUAUGGAGGUGCAGCGUCCCAAACGUCAAGUGUCCAGUGAGGUGGAGGGCGAGGGGUUGUCGAGUAGCGCCGGCACAGCCGAUAGCCCAGAUCUUUACGUGAAGAGUGCAGCCUCUGACGACCCCUCCAAUGACGCAGCCACCCCUGACCUCAGUCCCCCUUCCUCCUCACCUCCUCACACUCCGCCUCCCCCGGCCCGGCCGACCCAGCGCACCAAGAGCGCCCGCUUCCACCGGCAGAGCGCUGUGGACCAUGGAGACAAGGCGAAGGAGGCAGCAGAGAGGAGUGAGAAGGGUGGGGCUGGAGGGAAGACAGAGAUCCAGGUGUUGAUGGAGGGAGGUAGUGCAGGAGGUGAAGGCAGCGGAGGGGGAGUAGGGAAGGGGGAGUACCCGCGGGCCAACAGCUGGAGUGAGGACAAGAGGAGAGGGAUGCUGUCAAAAGGAGGAGGCGUGGUCAGUGGACGUGGAGCGAGUCGGACCAACGGACACAAACACAGCUCCUCCAAUCACAAGUCACGGGAGCACGGCUCAUCCAAUCACAGACAGGCCAGAGGGGACAGGUGGACGGAGUCGUCCUCGUCGGCCUCCUGGACGUCGGGGCACAGGGGCGUGCACAGCAGGGGGGGCCGGCUGCUGGAGCAGGACGAGGAGAAAAUUAGUAACUACGAGAUGGAGAUGAAGCCUUUACAGCCCAGGGACUCCACUACCCACAAGCCCCAUGGGCACGGGGAGGAGAGGCAGGGGCCCGCUCACGGAGAGGGGCGCUCGCACCCCGUGCAGCGACAGAGACACAAGAACCGUGAUGGGAGGGAGGGGAGGGAAGGACGAGAGGGGAAGGAGGGCGGGAAAGACUCAGCGCACAAGCUGGACAGACCGGGGGAGAAGAUGGAUUCACGGCCUCUGCGCCGGGACCUCACCCUCUCCCCCCCUCUGAAGUCCUCACCCAUCUCACAGGAGCAGCAGGACCAAAGCCUCACGCAGAGCAAAGGCAACUCGGCCUACAGCUCUUUCCUGGUUGUCAUGGUGAUUCUGCUCAACAUCGGAGUGGCUAUUUUGUUUAUUCACUUUUUUAUUUAAAGACAGCACUGCUUUCAGAGUCAGCCUAUCUAUGCUACAACAACUAUAAAUUCAUAUGAGUGUCAUGUCGAAUCUGCCGCCCCUCCGUGCUCCUGGUGAAAGGACUGCAACCCGGCUGGAGCUCGACCAGGACCGAGGAGCGGCGCCGCCAUCGCUGGUCCGGCUGCAAAGAAGUGGAUGAAAGAGGGGUGAACCGGCCCAGAGGGAGAUAACGUAGUCCAGGAAAUGGACUUGAGUGAGCUUCAGUAGUUCACCGAUAGACUCAAGUGAGCUGAAGCGGUUCGAUUCCCCGGCCACUGAGACGUCUGCUUCCACUGUCUGCAGACAGGACUGACGAGACAGACUUUUUCAUCUUCAAAUCAUAGUUUUCAACAGAUUUGUAACUUCUAAUUUAUUUAUUAACAUUUUAUCUCAUGUACAAUAUGUUGAUGGAUAUAUUUAUUUUGUAACCCUCCACCCCUCUUUAUAUGACUCCUGCCUUUUGGUUCCUUCCACCUGCCCAGGUGCCUGCCCAGGUGUUGUUACUGAUGGUUCAACGUCUGUGUGUGUGUGUAUGUGUGUGUGUGUGUGUGUGUGUUGCUUGAGCUGCCAAGUGUGCGCUGCCUGGAUACAUGGUUGGUUGAUGGCUCCCUGUCCACCCACGCACAACACGUACUUGUACUUCCAGCUUUGAGAGGACAUUUGUUGGCAUCAUAUAUUCCCUGGCCCCUCACUCUAACCUCACAACGGAAUGCCAAGCCUCAACCGUUAUGCUGUGUUCACACCGAAUGAGAUUGUGUUGCGUUACUCGCCCAAGUUUCGCCCCAGGUUCGUUUGUGUUCACGCCCACUACUCCUGUUAGCAACAUAAGUAAACAACAACCAAAUAUUCGCCCGUUCUCCUCCAGAAAAGAGGAGAGGAGGACAACUGACUGAACUGACAGCAGUUGCUGCGUUGUACAAGCCAGCGUCAUUGUGUGUGCGUCCACGAGACCAUCCAGAGACGCACACAGCUCGGGGAAUUUCACCCUCUCCUCCAGGAGAAAGUAAUCUCAGUGCGCAAAAAAAAUAGGCUUCACGUUUGAUGUGAAUGCAUCAUAACACUAACCCUAAUCCAAACCUAUUUCUCACCCAAGCCAAGUCUUAACCCUCAAACAGAACUUUGAAUUUGUGAGGACCGGCCAAAAUGUCCUCACUUGUCCAAAGUGUCCUCACUUUGUAGGGUCUAAUAGCAUGGUCCUCACAUAGAUAGAAGUACAAGUCCACACACACACACACACCGUGCAUCCACCCAGUCCCUCUCAGUCACUGGUCCUCGCUCUUCAUCUUGUGUAGGGAGUAAGAAAGAGUGUGUGUGUGUGUGUGUGUGUGUGUGUGUGUGUGUGUGUGUGUGUGUGUGUGUGUUGUGUGUGUGUGUGUGUGUGUGUGUGUGUGUGUGUGUGUGUGUGGUACAUGUACUAAUGUGUGCAACUCUGCAUUCUGUAUAUAUACAGUAUAACAGCAGUGUACAUGUGUGUGAAUGGAUUUUUUGUACAGAUAGCGAAUGUGUUUGCACCUGUAACAACCUUCAUUGUAUUUCAUUGUAUCAACCUUCAUCAGUAGUGUGUGUGUGUGUGUGUGCAUGUGUGUGUGUAUGUGUGUGUGUGUGUGCGUGUGUGUGUAUGUGUGUGUGUAGUGUGCGUGUGUGUGUGUAUGUGUGUUUGUGUGGUCUCCAAGUGGCUCAGUGGCCUUUCACGCUGUUCAUGAACUUUGCGAGAGCAUCUCAUGAAGACACAGUCACUGCUCAUCCACAUCCAGCCAACUAGCAUCAGCUGACAGCUGUGCUCGCUCGGUCUCUCCCUCCCACUCUCUCCCACCUCCACACACACACGCACACACACACACACACACGCACACACAGACCACACACACACACACACACACACACACACACACACACACACACACACACACACAGACGGACCACUCAGAGAUGGAGCUUCCUCUGAGUUGGUGGUAGUUCACUGAUGACCGUCCUUGGCAAAGACCUGCGCCCACUUCACCACCAGCAGAAGCAUUUAGACAAAAUUCUCCCUUUAGUGAAGAGUGAGCAACACAAACACGGCUUAAAAGACAAAAUGGCUUUGAUAACUCACCGUCUCCUACUGCUUCUCUCAAAACAUAACCUGAAGACAUCAUCUUUUAUACUAUACUUGCAUGAUGUCGGAAUAAACUCACUUGUCGCCACCUGCCUUGCUUUUGUAGUGCCAAUUGAUAAAACUACAACAAUGCAUGCGUAUGUACUUUAAUAUCUUAUUUGUGCGUUGAAUCUGAGAAUCCAAAACUCUUCAGGAGCACACGCGACACGUUACGUUUUGAUCGGAGCAGUAACAGGAGAUUAAAACAGCAGCAACAACUUGAAACUCGCUGCAGAACGUUUGGAGAUAAUAUUAAAUGAAAUGAUGUGAGUCUGUUGUAGCGUCGUGGGCGGCAGGAGCCAGGAUGGAGGUCGAUUUACUGCCUCCACUCCUCAGCUUCUCCUCCACCUGUCCAGGACCAUCAGUGAAAAGAAAACCGUCAGAAACACCUUUAACAAUUUGUCUGUUUCCAACUGAAGACACUGGGUUUCUCCUGAGUCCCUCUAACCCAUCUGGCAGACCAACCUCUGUUUGUUUGCAUGUGUGCACAUGGAUGCUCAUCGAAGUGUGUGAACAUGUGUGUGUAUCUCCCUCCUUCCAUGUGAUGGGAUGGGGCGGCUGAGCCUGUUGCCCUUGGUAACAACUUACAGCGGGCAGGGAGAGUACCGCUGUUGUUUUUUCUUUCUGUCCGACAGCGUUUCUCAAAGUAUGGAUCGGAACUCAAACCCAGCAGCGGGUUCGUUUCUGGCGUUUCACCACAUUAUUACAACAGUUCCGUAACGUGCCUGCAUCGUGAGAGGCCGAACAUUAACACGUUUAUUUAUCAUUUUGGGUCCCAGACAGAAACAGGUUUGAGAAGCUCUUCUGUACGACAUCAGCCUGGUGACAAAGCCCUGCGCCACCACCCCCUUAGUCUGCAGCAUGCUACAGCAUGCCAAGCUCUCUCUCUAUAGUUUCACUCUUCUUUCUUUCUUUCUUUCUUUCUUUCUCUUUCUUUCUUUCUUUCUUUCUUUCUUUCUUUCUUUAUGUUUCUGGGAAUUACUCUGUUUUGUUUUUGAGUUGUGUGGAGAAAAUAAUGAAAGUGUUGGAAAGAAAACGACUUGUGGCUCUUGUGUUUUUUUUAUCUCUGUGCGUGCGUGUGUUUGUGGUUCAGUUAUAACCUACAUUGUGGGGACCUAAAUCAAUCACACUAUGGGGACUUGUCUUCCUUUUGAGAACAGGAAGUCCACACGAGGUAAAUCAUUAGGUUAAGGUGAAGAUGUGUUUUUAAGGUUAGGUUAAGGUUUAGGUAAGUAGUAGGUAUGGUUAAGGUCAGAGUAAGUCUU